This is a messenger RNA of Maylandia zebra (zebra mbuna), 2246 nucleotides long. RefSeq names its product ubiquitin specific peptidase 12a (gene usp12a). NCBI's taxonomy places the organism in Eukaryota, Metazoa, Chordata, Actinopteri, Cichliformes, Cichlidae. Gene Ontology annotation, molecular function: cysteine-type deubiquitinase activity. Gene Ontology annotation, biological process: protein deubiquitination. The record is from RefSeq and is a predicted model, not a curated record. Gene Ontology annotation, cellular component: nucleus; cytosol.
UUGACUUCAGUCAACCUUUAAUUUCUUCAGUGACAUGGGCCUCAACAACACGUCACGUGAUAUUGCUUGAUUUUUAUUCGCCAGAUAACUGCAUCUGAGUAGGCAUCGAAGAAAUGUCAUAAUGUGUGGAUACAAUAGCCACAAGCUUUUUUAUAUACGCUGUAUUGAAGCUACUCACUUCCGUGAUUAAAGCUAAAACGGAAGCACCCGACAGAGAACGCUCUCGCGUUCUUGAGCAAUUGGACCUUCCGUCGCGAGCUCCGCAGAAUCUACCCUCACGAGGGGAGCCAGCCCAGUCUUGUCAGCGCGCUGCGGUGUGGUGGAAGAUGGCGCUAGCCGAAUGGAAAUCCUAAUGACAGUCUCCAAAUUUGCCUCUUUUUGUACCAUGGGCGCCAAUGCCUCUGCUCUGGAGAAAGAGAUUGGAUCUGAGCAGUUUCCAGUCAAUGAGCACUACUUUGGUCUGGUCAAUUUUGGAAACACUUGCUAUUGCAACUCAGUGCUGCAGGCUCUGUACUUCUGCCGGCCUUUUCGGGAGAAGAUCUUGGCGUACCGGAGUCAGCCUCGACGGAAGGAGAACCUGCUUACCUGUCUGGCUGAUCUGUUUCACAGCAUUGCCAAUCAGAAAAGGAAAGUGGGAGUCAUACCACCCAAGAAGUUUAUCACACGACUGCGCAAAGAGAAUGAGCUCUUUGACAACUACAUGCAGCAGGAUGCUCACGAGUUCCUAAACUACCUGCUGAAUACUAUUGCUGAUCUGCUUCAAGAAGAGAGGAAGCAGGAGAAGACAAACGGCCGCCUGGCCAAUGGCACUUUGGACUCGCAGAACAACAACAGCAAUGCCACACCUGCCCCCACUUGGGUCCAUGAGAUCUUCCAAGGCACUCUGACCAAUGAGACGCGCUGCCUCACCUGUGAAACGAUAAGCAGCAAAGAUGAGGAUUUUCUGGACCUCUCUGUUGAUGUAGAACAGAAUACCUCCAUCACACACUGCCUCAGAGGUUUUAGUAACACAGAGACACUGUGCAGUGAGUACAAAUACUACUGUGAAGAAUGUAGAAGCAAGCAGGAGGCACACAAGAGGAUGCGUGUAAAGAAGCUGCCGAUGAUCCUAGCUCUGCACCUGAAGCGCUUUAAAUACAUGGAGCAGCUGCAACGCUACACCAAGCUGUCCUAUCGCGUCGUCUUCCCCCUGGAACUCCGCCUCUUCAACACCUCCGGGGACGCCACCAAUCCUGAGAGGCUGUAUGACUUGGUCGCCGUGGUGGUGCAUUGUGGGAGUGGUCCAAACAGGGGUCACUACAUUGCCAUUGUGAAAAGUCACGACUUCUGGUUGCUGUUUGAUGACGAUAUUGUAGAGAAAAUCGAUGCACAGGCCAUAGAAGAAUUCUACGGUCUCACUUCUGAAAUCUCCAAGAACUCUGAGUCGGGCUACAUCCUCUUUUAUCAGUCCAGAGACUAAAUUUGGAUCCUUGUGUGUUACUGCAUAACCCAAGAGAAAUGCUCUGUUUCCUCUCCGUGGACGGCGGCAGACUUUAAACGCACCACAGCAGCCUGCACGGUGUCAUACCUGUCUGCACAGCUGUAAUCCAUACCUGUGCUUUUUACACACUCGGCAGUGCAGCUCAGCUGUGGAAAUUCCCCAUACGUACCAGCCUGACCCCGUCCUUCCUGCCCCUUCCACAGCCCCCCGCCCAUGAUCCGCUGCUGCUGCUGCUGCUGCUGCUCGGACAAUAAGACGAUACUGAAUGCAAACUGUGUCAAGAUUGUUUUUAAAAAAAGAAAAAGACUUUGAAUGAGGGUUGUACAGAUGUUUCUUGGUUGUAUGAGUGGCGUUUUAGUUUUUGCUUUGGGUGUGGGUUGAAUGGGUAUUUAAUAAUUCAUAUGAUGUAACAUUGGCCUGGUGUCUUCACCCCCCACAUUGUGACCUGGAACGUACUGAGAGAGGAUCAUGGAUGUAAAGGAAGAUCAAUUGUUGGGGGGAGUGGGUGGGUGUCCCACAUAGAGGACACACCAGGCUGUGUAUUUCUACAGUGUACAGAAUGGUAUUUGUAUAAAUAUUACAAGAAGAUAAAAUUAUCAUAGGAAAAUGUUAGACCUUGAGAAGACGUAUUAACACUAUGGUGCACUUUUGAUACCGUUUUGUAGGUGUUGGCAAGCUUAAUGUGAGGGUUUGCUUGAAAAAAGGCCUGUUGUGAAGCGAUCAUUUUCUGUUUUAAAGAAAAAGAAAUAAAGCCAGUAAGAAUGAG